AUGGAUGAAAUUCACGAAAGUGACUCAAGUAACGAUACUCAAAGUUCAAAAAAAAGAAAAUUUGACAAUUUAUCUUUAUCUGAAGAGGAUAAUUCGAUAAGUAAAGUGUGGCUUUAUUUCACUAAAGACAAGAUCCAACAAGUCGAAGAUUCGACGGGUAAUUUUUGGUAUCAUCUUAAGUCAGCACAUGGUAUAUAUAAAGACAACAUUGAUAAUGCAUCCAAUGUUGAACAUAAUCAAAUAAGUUUAAUUCGUAAGCAAAUUUUGAAUAACAAGAUUGUGUCCUUUAUAUGUAAAGAUCAACAACCUCUUUCAGUAAUUAUGGAUAAUGGAUUUAUUGAAUUAAUGAAAGAAGCGGUUCCUAAUUAUAAACUUCCAUCUAAAAAAGCUAUAAAAAUUUUAUUGUCACAAGCAUUUACACAUACGAAGCAACAUCUUAUGGAUAAACUUUCAGAGACACUUUUUUAUGUUACAUGCUCAUACUUGAAUGAAAAUCUUAAAUUAUAUGAAUUGCUUUUAGCUAUUAGAUAUUUAUCAUAUCCACAUACAG
This is a messenger RNA of Cetraspora pellucida, 550 nucleotides long. NCBI's taxonomy places the organism in Eukaryota, Fungi, Glomeromycota, Glomeromycetes, Diversisporales, Gigasporaceae. The record is from the annotation of a GenBank genome assembly.